GAUGAGUCCUGCACCGUGUGUGAUGUGUGUACGAUGAUGUGUGUGUGUGAGUGAAAUCAGAUCCACAUACACGGAUAUUUCCGCAUCUCCCAGGAGCUAUUUCAGGAAAUCUUUUAGACUUGAGUUCUCAGUGAGCGUAAUGUACGGUUUAACAUGUUGUCCUGGAGCGAUGUGGACAGUCUGAGGUAGUGAAACGUGGAGUCAGUGAACUUUUCACACCUUUUAUACUUCCUCUCCUUACGAAAACACACACCUGGUGUCCUCUCCAUCACGUGUGUCCAAGAUUGAGCGUGCUUUGCUGUAAAUCUUUUUUUAAAAAUGGCCGACCCGUAUCAAAACAGCUAUCACCACGGUGACGGUUACCAGGCUGAAUACCAGGAGGACGAAGAUGCGGCAAGCGAUGUCACUGAAGGCCAUGAUGAGGACGACCAGAUGUACGAGGGCGAGUACCAGGGCAUCCCGCACCCAGAUGAGGUCAAAGCAGUGAGGUCAAAGGUCAAAGUUCAUGCUGCUCAGGACGAAGAUGACGGACUGCCAGAGCAGUAUGAGGAGAUCAUACAGGACUGUGGACACGGACGCUUCCAGUGGAGUCUGUUCGUGGUGCUCGGCUUGGCGCUGAUGGCGGACAGCGUUGAGUGUUUCGUCGUGGCAUUGGCACUUCCCAGUGCCGAAAAGGACAUGUGCAUGUCCAAUGCGGAGAAAGGCAUGCUGGGUCUGAUCGUUUUCCUGGGAAUGAUGUUCGGAGCAUUCGUUUGGGGAGGAAUGGCUGAUAAAACGGGACGACGGAAAUGUCUGAUCAUUGCUCUAACCAUCAACUGCAUCACCGCCUUCCUCUCGUCCUUUGCUCAGGGAUAUGGGUUCUUCAUCUUCUUCAGACUCAUCUCUGGCUUUGGGAUUGGCGGCUCCGUCCCGAUCGUGUACUCGUAUUUCUCAGAGUUUCUGCAGAUGGAUAAGAGAGGAGAGCACCUCAGCUGGCUCUGUAUGUUCUGGAUGAUCGGUGGAAUUUAUGCUUCAAUCACUGCCUGGGGCAUCAUCCCUCAUUACGGAUGGGGUUUCAGUAUGGGUUCGGAGUUUCAGUUCCACAGUUGGCGUGUGUUCGUGUUGGUGUGCGCUCUACCGGCCAUCGCUGCUCUCAUCGGCCUCAUGUUCAUGCCUGAGAGUCCGCGCUUCCUGCUGGAGCAUGCUAAACACGACGAGGCCUGGAUGAUCCUGAAGCACGUUCACGACACUAACUGGAGAGCGAAAGGAGAACCGGAGAGAGUGUUCACCGUUUCACAGAUCAAGACCCCGAAGACUCACGAGGACGAGUUUUUUGAGAUUCAGACCUCCACAGGAACGUCGCUCCAGAGAUGGGCGGUCCGCACACUGACUCUUAUCAAACUGGUGUUGAAGAACGUCAUGUCGCUCUUAGCUCAUGAUCUGAGACUCGCGACUCUGCUCAUGGCUGUUAUCUGGUUUACGAUGGCUUUCAGUUACUACGGAUUAGCCGUGUGGUUCCCGGACAUGAUCAAGCUCCUCCAGUAUGAGGAGUACAAGCCCAAGAUGAAGAAUUUCACCGGCGAGAAAAUUGAAAACUUCUACUUCAAUUUCACCCUGGAGAAUCAAAUCCACCGAGACGGAAAAUACAUCAACGACAAGUUUAUCGGCAUCGAAAUAAAGUCAGUGAAGUUCGAGGACUCGCUCUUUGAGGACUGUUAUUUUCAGGACAUCUGGUCGACAGAUACAUGUUUUGAAAACUGCACCUUUAUUUCCACCACCUUCAACAACACCGAUUUGCGAAAGGAGAACUUCAUCGGUUGUACCAUGAACAACACGAGCUUCCUCCACCCCAAACAGGGCUGCCAUCUAAACGUCCAGGUGGAGAACGAUGUGCUCAUUUACCUGGUCAGUUUUUUAGGAAGUCUGGCUGUGCUUCCUGGGAAUAUCAUCUCAGCGCUGUUCAUGGAUAAGAUCGGAAGAGUUAAAAUGAUCGGAGGUUCCAUGCUCAUCUCCGCCGGCUGCACCUUCUUCCUUUUUCUGAGUUUCAGUCAGGCGGCCAUCAUCGCCUUGCAGUGUCUGUUCUGUGGCGUCAGCGUAGCGGCGUGGAACGGCAUCGAGGUCAUCACCGUGGAGAUUUACCCCGCCUCGAAAAGAGCCACAGCAUUCGGAGUCCUGAACGCAGUGUGUAAACUGGCAGCCAUCUUGGGCAGCUCCAUCUUUUCCUCAUUUGUGGGGGUCACGAAAGUCAUGCCCAUCCUCCUGUCCUGUGCUGCACUGGUGUGUGGAGGACUGCUGGCUCUCAAACUGCCUGAGACCAGAGAGAAAGUUCUGCCGUGAUGGGAAAACCACACACACACACACACACACAGGCAGUGCUGAUAGGAGGUCCCUAUCUGAAACACUUGGUUCACGCUAACUAGAAAAGACACAAUAUCAAAAUUUAUCAUCAAUAAACUCACAAAAAAUAUCCAGAGACCAAAAACAGUGUAAAGUGUUGACGACUUUAUUCCCGGUGUCCCAGACCAUCUCUGCAGAUUUUAUCAUAAUACAAAUAAAUCAGUAAAAAACAACAACAGCUGGUUAAAUAACAUCACCACAAACUAAUUAUUAACAUGAACACAUUUUUACUUCAGCUCGUCACACUCGGAACAACACCAACAUCAAAAACAUUUAUUUGAUGAUGAAACAGUAACACACCUAUUAGAAUGUUGUUGUUUUUUUUCACUGCACAAAGUACUGAAAAUUUUGGCACCAGAAAGUAUACAAGACCUCAUGCAGGAACUCACGG
Messenger RNA from Neoarius graeffei (lesser salmon catfish), 2767 nucleotides. It is a transcript of the gene sv2bb, whose product is annotated as synaptic vesicle glycoprotein 2Bb. Gene Ontology annotation, biological process: chemical synaptic transmission; transmembrane transport. Gene Ontology annotation, molecular function: transmembrane transporter activity. The coding region runs from base 319 to 2316 and encodes 665 amino acids. The transcript is spliced from 13 exons. Gene Ontology annotation, cellular component: membrane. Lineage: Eukaryota; Metazoa; Chordata; Actinopteri; Siluriformes; Ariidae. The record is from RefSeq and is a predicted model, not a curated record.